Pseudoliparis swirei is the source of this 1028-nucleotide messenger RNA. Its product is annotated as ubiquitin-conjugating enzyme E2 variant 2-like. The record is from RefSeq and is a predicted model, not a curated record. The transcript has 4 exons. Lineage: Eukaryota; Metazoa; Chordata; Actinopteri; Perciformes; Liparidae. Gene Ontology annotation, cellular component: nucleus. Bases 28 to 471 code for a protein of 147 amino acids. Gene Ontology annotation, biological process: DNA damage tolerance; protein K63-linked ubiquitination.
GCGCUUCCGCUGUUGUGAAGCGACAAGAUGGCGGUGCCCGCCGGUUCAGUUGUCAAAGUCCCUCGCAAUUUCCGGCUCUUGGAGGAGCUGGAGGAAGGCCAGAAAGGUGUGGGAGAUGGGACCGUGAGCUGGGGUCUGGAGGAUGACGAUGACAUGACCUUAACGCAUUGGAGAGGGGUGAUCCUCGGCCCCACCAGGACGAGCUUUGAAAACCGGAUGUACAAUCUGAAAGUUGUAUGUGGGCCGGAAUACCCCGACGCACCACCGUUUGUCAAAUUUGUGACAAAGAUAAACUUGAAUGGCGUGCACACCUCCAGCGGUGAGGUCGACGUGAACGCGGUGACUACACUGGCCAAGUGGCAGAACUCCUACAGUAUCCGGAUGGUGCUGCUGGAGCUGCGACGGAUCAUGACCUGUAAGGAAAACAUGAAGCUCCCUCAGCCGCCGGAGGGCCAUCUCUACAACAACUGAGCCCCUGCUACUUUUGCCUCCAUUGCCCCCUUCACUCUUUGGUUUGGUUUUGUUGCUUUCAUCCCUUUAUUCCCAACCCCUCCCCCAUGUGACAUCCCACCUCAUGGCAACACCUUGACUGAACACACACACACACACAUGACUGAAGACGUCUACAAUAACAGUUGCAUGCAACCAUACACUCGCAUACCUGUAUACACAAUCACACAGCAGAAGUCUUAAGUAUAUGGUAAUAGAUACACACACACACACACAGCAGAAGUCUGAAGUCUACAGUAAUAGACACACACACACACACAGCAAAAGACCUCUUCAAUAACAGGUAUAACGUACACGUCUAUAUGUAAACACACACUUGUUAUUCAUGAGUCAUUCCAGGCCCCCCCCGCCCCCCCAUCACUGGAGCUUUGGGUGGACUCGUGACGAGGCAGGCGGAGUCCUCAGUCCACACCAGAUAUGAUCGUUUGAAUACUGUACAUGUUACUAAUCUUUUAUUUUUAUUAUUAUUUGUUAAAAAUGCAGAUUGUACAAUAACAUAAAUAAUCUUAUUGAGUGUA